Messenger RNA from Zonotrichia leucophrys gambelii, 844 nucleotides. It is a transcript of the gene ARL14EPL, whose product is annotated as ADP ribosylation factor like GTPase 14 effector protein like. Gene Ontology annotation, cellular component: intracellular membrane-bounded organelle. The transcript is spliced from 5 exons. Bases 294 to 767 code for a protein of 157 amino acids. The record is from RefSeq and is a predicted model, not a curated record. NCBI's taxonomy places the organism in Eukaryota, Metazoa, Chordata, Aves, Passeriformes, Passerellidae.
UCUUCUUCUGGGGCCCUUUGCUUCCCAGAAGAUGGACAAAUCCCAAAGAAAGGAUUUCUAUGAAGAAAUGUCUGCGACACCUCUGCACCUUCCUCUGCCCAGUCUCUCUGGGGCUGAUGUCACUGGAAGCAGUAUCAGAAGUAUUGUGCAGCAGUAAAUGCAGGCUGUGCCAUUCCCCUUCUUUCUUUGGGAAGUACACUUUAAGAUUACGGAGACCCUCCUUGCUCUCCUGCUGUCUGCUCUAAACUGAACAUACACCCUUGAGAACCACAGGUUUUCAGAAGAGUGGCCAAAUGAGUGAUCUCGUGGAAGAAAACGGCAAGAAAAGCUAUUCUUCCCAGGAAACAUCUGCAGAAAAAAAUGUGUCUCCUGCUGAGGACUGCUCAAUAAGACACAAAAAUGUGCAAAAACUCGAGAAACAAUUAAAAUGCUUAGCCUUUCAAAAUCCAGGACCUCAGGUAGCUGACUUCAAUCCUGAAACUAGACAGCAGAAAAAGAAAGCAUGCAUGUCACAGAUGAAACAAAAUUUUUUUUAUGAGUCCAAAUUUACAAAGAAGUAUGACAAACAUGGCAGGCUGCUUUGUAAUGACAUAGAUUUAUGUGACUGCCUGGAAGUGGACUGCCUGGGUUGCUUCUAUCCUUGCCCCAAAUGCAACUCGAACAAAUGUGGGCCAGAAUGCCGCUGCAAUAGGAAAUGGGUUUAUGAUACGAUUGAGACUGAAGCUGGGGAUGUGAUCAGCGAGCUGCCAUUUUUUGUCCCUGACUGAUUAUGUUCUGUUAGGUCUUGUGCCUGAAUAUUUUUCUUUUUAAUUCAUGUUUUAUUAAAGUAAAUCACCACCUGGCA